GCAAAAUACAAUUUAAGAAAGCUAUUUUUCUUGUCGAAAACCGGUUACUAUAACGAUCUUCUGGCAUUUACCCUCCUGCUGUGCCGAUACCUCCCACAGCCAAUUCGUUCCUCUGGUAACCACCGCCGAGGAAAUCCAUUCCAUCGGCUACGGCACAGAAGCGGCCGCGUCUAUCAUUGUGUAGUCAGCCACAGUGAGGUGGAACAAACGUCGAAGAAAGCUCGGUCGAAUAGGAAGAAGUUUUUUUGAUUCACAAACUUGUUCUUUUCUGUUAUUUGGGCACUGCGCCAUCUCCGCUCUUUUCUUCUCUUCUCGCUCGGCCUGUUAUCCCUUUUCUUUUUUCUGCGGGACCGCUGUGUUGGAGAGGGCUUAAUCGCUUUUGCUGAUCAUUCUCGCACUUCCACACCCGCACAUUAUUCGCCAUUUCUGGUUGGCGGGUGUGUGUGUCUGUGUCUGUGUCUGUGUCUGUGUCUCUCUGUCUGCUGGUGCUUUUGGUUUCCUUUUCCUUUUUGUUUUUGUUUUUCAGAACUAUAACAACUGCUUCUCGGCCCUCUCACUCACUCAUUCGCUCUCUAUCUCUCUCUCACACUGACUUUUCUUUUUGUUUGUUUUGCUUAAUUGUUUCUCGAUUCUUAUUUGGUUUGUUUCCGUCAUCGCGACUCCACUCUGGUUUCUUUGUUUAUACCUCACUGCAGCGUGAAAGGGGAAUCGUUUUAUUGUUGAUGUGUUGUUUUUCUCUCCUCCAUUCUUUCCUUCCUCCUUGAACCCCGGCGCUUUCUUUUCCCUCCUUCUCAGAAACCUCACGGUGACGCCGUCUUGCGCUUCGCUUUUCUCUCCGUUACGAUCGCCGUCUUUCUCCCUGUUCGUGUCGCUGCUGUGGUCCGUUUCCGUGUUUGACCGUUUCUCUCUCUCCCACGCACGGCGUUGCUCGUCAACAAAGCAGAUAUAUAUAUCGAGGGAGACACUUUUGUUUGGGUAUUCUGUGUGUGUGUGUGUGUUUGAUAGAGUAAGUGUGUGUGUGACAGAUCUUCUAUCGAGUUGUCUAAUAUUGCCCAUAUAUAUCUGUAUAUCUGUACAUCUUUUUCAGAAAAGUUGUAAGGUCCUUGAGUGACGAUCUGUGGUUUUUGUGUCUGAACAUCCUUGUGUGUGUGUGCGUGUGUGCCUGUGCUUCCGUCGCACAGACAACCUUCUUUUUUUCUUCUUCUUCUGCACAGUUAAGAUUUGCGGCUACGCGCAAGGGUUUUUAUUUAAGUGUUUUAUUCACUGUUAUCAUAACUGCUGUGAAAUUGACCUCCGUCUGUCUUGUGUUGUUGUUGUUUAUAUGUUUUUACGCCAUCGGAUCUGUGCUGCUGCCUCCUCAUUUGUGUUUCGGUGGAUUUCUUUUCAGCUUUUUGCCUGCAUUCGCCGUCGCUGUAUCAUCAUUUGUUAUUAUUAUUAGUAUUACGCUGCCGUUCUUCUUGCUGUUGUGGUUGUUGUUGUUUUGUGGCUUCUGCGGCACGUAUACCACCGGUGUCAGCCUCUACAGUUGCGAUUAAAGUGCCGUCAAACUACCAUCUUUUUUUUCUCUUUCCGCGUAUUCGCUGGUCAGGUGUUUUCCUUCUCUUCAAUUAAGCUGUUAAACCUGGUCUCUUCCUUUCUCGCUCUUUUCAUUAAUAUAUUUGUAUAUAAAUUCUGAUCCGCAAUCAAUCGCACCUGCCCGAUUUCUCGUGCCGGGUGCUGCGCACAGAUUCCCCCUUGUACCUUGUUUGUGUUUUGUUUCGUCUCUCUCGCUGCCUACAGCUGCGUACGUCCUGCAUCGUUGGCCUCCGCAGUAGCCACAGUUGUGCGUGCGCGGUGUUGCUCCGUCCCCCGCCGACCUCCGACCUUCUGCACACUGCCACUUUCGGCUUCUCUGGCUCUUGUGUGUGAAGGCGUGGGGAUUCGCAAAGGAGCUUGGAGCACGUUCAGCCGCCCCCCUCUUCCCUCCCUUCCUGUUUUGGCUGUUGUUGUCUUUAUAUCUAUUUGCUGCCUUUUAACAGAGUGAGAAGCGAGGUGUAAUAAGAUAUAUAUACCGCCUGCACGUCAUGUCCGCCAUUCCUCAAUACCACGGCUGCUUCACGCUCCUCUACGGCGACCCCGAGGUGCGGGAGCAGCAGCAGUACCUGCAGCCUCUCUACGGUCUGACAGCGGAGGACGACCCACCCAUCACACGACACCCACGUGUGUCGUCGCAGGACACGUCACUCAGCAGCGGCGGCAGCAGCCUCGUCUCAGCCGAGGACACCCACGACGAGGUGUUCCACCUGCAGCGCAUUUGGAUUCCCGGUGAGCCGGCGGUGCGUCGGCACAAACAACCCCGUAUCGCGACUGUCUUGGCACGCGCCACGACGGGUGGGGCGACAGCAGCGACAGAGGUGGAAAACGAGGCCGCUGAUGACGACGAUGGCGCAGAGGCGAGAGAUGGAGAGGGCCGCAUCCAGGCACUGCCGCGCGGCAACAACGAAGAAGAUGCAGAAGCAAACCCUGCUACUACUACAACAGCGGCCACUACCACCGCAGCCGCAGCGGCAGCAGCAAGAGCAGCCCCGCGUCCACCCCGCACCAUCAACCGCGUGGAGCUGAGCCUCUACGCGGACCUCUGCACCGGGGUGGUGGGACCGCAGCCCGUCUUUGGCGGUGUUGCCCUGAAGGGGGACGGACGCGUCCCCUCCACCACCACCCUUUCGGAUCCUUCUCCUCCCCCUUCUACGCCGGCGACGCAGCCGUACCUGUUUAACUCCACGGGAGCCCCGCUGCUGUCGAGCAUCGUGGAGGCAGACGCACUACGGCGGCUGAAGGCGGCACGUACGCCCUACCCGGCCCCGCAGUCGCGCAGCGGACACGUUCUGCUGCCCUACCCACCCCGUGGUUCCUUAAUCCUCUACGGCGGCCUCGGCGACGACCCCUUCAACGACGUCUGGGAAUACAGUACCAUCACGGGGCGGUGGACGAAGCUGGACUGCGUCCCCGCCGCGGACGACAAUGCGGUGGCGGUGCCGCCGUCGCAGCAGGAGCGGCAGCAGCACCAACGAGAAGGCGAAGCAGCAGAGGAGGAUUUGGGCAGCCGCGGUGCAGAGGCCGUCGGUCGCAACGACGAUGACGAGGAGCAAAUCCUGGAAGUUACGACGCGUGUUCCGCGACCUCCGCGAUCGCGACGGCGGCACUCCGUCUCUGAGAUGGAGAACUUCAGUGAAAAUGAUGACGACGAGGUCUUGGAUCGCCCUCGACCGGACGAGACCGUUGCUGAGUUUAUCGCCCGUGUCCAGGCCGAACGCCGCAUCCACAACCCCUCUCCCUCCGCUUCCGAGUACGACGAGUAUGAUUACUAUUACGGCGAUGACGAUGAAGAGGAUGGUGGCAGCUCUCUGAGCGACAGCGACGAUGACGCGGACAUGGAGGACAUGGAUGAGCGCAACGAAGAGACGGCAACGGCCGCGUCGCGGGGGCGCAACGUCGGUCACAACCGAAACAUGCCUCCGCCAGCCUACGGUCAGUCCGCCGCCCUCUACGUCGACGAGAACGGCGACACCUGCAUGGCCGUCUUGGGCGGCAUCACGGUGGGCGACGUCUGCGUGCACGGCUUCUUCUCGCUGAAUUUGACGACGCUGACGUGGCGCCGGCUGGAGACGACGUCGCGGAUGAAAGAUGUAUGGGGGGCGACGGCGCAGACACUCAUCGCCCCCCGCCAGUAUCCACGGCAGCCGCCCGCCAAGGCAAACAAUCCGCACAUCGAUCCCAGCAAGAAGGAGGAGCAGGUCGUCGUGCUGUUUGGCGGUAUGACUGCCAUGGGGGAGGUCAUCGACCCCACCACCCACGUCCUCCACCUCGACCACCCCCUCACGGCGGAAGAGGUCACCGCCAACCCGGCGCUGUUCCUCGACAGCAUCGAGUACGACAAGACGGAAAGCGCGCGGGUGAUGCACCACGUGCUGCGGGAGGAGGACGCAGCGGCGCAGGCGCGAGACGCCGCGCCCGCCGACGACAGCCAAACCGUCGGCCUCGAAGAACGGUGUGCCAGCUGGCGGUUGGCGCACGCCCGUCGGCUCGUGCGGUGGCGCGAGCGUGCGUUGCGGCGUAUGGUGGGCAAGUACUGGACGGAGAUGAUCCCGGCUACCGGUGCCCUGCACGGCCGCCGUCGCCCCACCAGUGCCGCCUUCCAGCGCCAUUACAUGUACAUCUUUGGCGGCCGCGAUGACUUGUACUUCUACAACGAUCUGUGGUGUCUGAAUAUUGUGACGCGUAUCUGGGUGCAAGUGCGUGACGGCAUCCCGACCCCCCUCCUCCGGCGCUUCCUCGACGAGCCCGAGAACCACCACAUCGCGCUGCAGCUCAGCGAGCGCGGGGCGCAGCUGCGUCGCCGCACGGUGGCCGCGGUGGAGGCGAAGCUCGCGCAGCACCCCACGAACCCCACCAUGAGCAACAUGAUCCGCGGCCGCGACGUCCACCACGCACUUUACUCCAGCUCGGUGAACAGCACGGCGCGGGCGCGGACGGGCGCCUGCAUGGUGGUGGACGUGCAGCGGGAGUGCCUGUACGUCUACGGCGGCUUCUCCUACACGGGUCAGCAGCACCUCACCUUCUUUGAUCUGCACGCGUACUACGUGAAGGAGAACGUGUGGCGACGGGUGGCGAUCUGCCACGGCCGACCGUGGGCCGCCGCCUUGGACGCGGAGCAGGACGCGGUGAGUUUGGUGGACCCCUGCGAGGAGGCCCGACCCUACCCACGACACGCACGCCCGCCGGAAGGAGCUCAGAAUGACCUCCGUCGAAGCGAGUCCUCUUCCGCUGCUCCGUCACCAUCCGUGCUGCCGCUGACGCUGAUGGGGUACGCCGCACGUCACCUCCGCUCGCAGACCCGGAAAGAGGCGAAUGCGUCCCCUUCGUCGGUCUGCUCACCCGAUCGCGCACCGCCGGCACCGCUGAUGGUGCGUCGUGGGCAACGCUGGUCGUGCGGCGAUGCGAACAGCGCCGAAGACGGCGGUGAUGAUGCGGAGGCGGCUGUUCUCGCCUCGCCGCAGCCGCAGCCGGUGACGUCCGCCGACUACUUCCACCUGCCCACCUUCAUCCCGGAAGCACGCACGAUGGCAGCCAUGGCGGAGGAUCCGCUGUACCCUGGAACCCGCUUCUUUCUGCACGGCGGCCGCUCCGGCGAGGAGGCCUGCGGCGACCUCUUCGAGCUGCGCACCGGCGUCAGUCGCACGGUAGACGUCGAGUACGCUAAAACGCAGCGUGCGACGCGGCUGGAGGCGCAGACGGCGGCGGCGACGAGCAUGAACAGCUCGCCGACGUCUCCGCUGGGUCGAUCCCAGGCAAACAACAGCACCUCCGCCUCCACGACCGCCCCACCGAAUCCUCCAGCAAAUCCAACGGCGGCUGCACCCGGUGGACCAACGUUCAUCUCGGCGGCCUCUACCGCCGCUGCCGUCGCCACCGCCUCGGGCACGCAGGCGGACGUGAGCCGGCUGCAGCUCCGAAACCGCCGACAGCUGCAACGUCAGCUGAUCAGCGCCGCGUUGGAGCUGCAGGAGGAGUUCGAAGACGCGCCCGCAGCGCACGCGGCGACGCUCGCGCAGGCUGCCCCGCUGCCCCGCCACUCUCUGCGGGAUGCAGCGACGCGCUGGAUCCGCGAUGGCCUUGCGGUGGCGGACCCGAAGUCACUCAUGUUUGUCGAACUGCGCAACGGUCACGCCGUGGUGAACCUGCGGACGCACAUUCACUACUCGAGUCGGCUGAGCCUGCUGGCGAGCAGCGAGCAGCGGACGACGGAGGAGGCGGCGGCGGCGGGUCCUCCCGCAACAGGCACCACAACAGCAACGACAACGUCGUCGGCCGUUCUGGCCGCGCCUCGCAGUGGGUACGGCGGCGUGCGGCGCUCGAACUCCGGUCAGGACCUGUCCCAAGUGAAUCCGCCCCCUGCGUUCUCCGUCUCCCCUUUCCCUUCCUCUGUCGUGUACCGCACUUCCCUGGAGCAGCAGAUGGCCAGCCUCGAGGGCGCCCUCAAGCGCGCCGCCCUGUCGCUGGAGAUUCUGCUCUACGACGUUCUGCUCUCCAAACCGAUGUGCAACGGCAGCGGCAACAACAACAGCGCAGGCGAAGGGGUGUUGAUGACAAGUCCAUGCACGCACAGCGCCGUCUUGACCACCUCGCCGGAGAACAACGCCGCCUUUCCACCCUUUCCGCUGGGCGAUGGCACGCCGGGUACGAGUCCAGGCAAUCCCACGCUGCCGCCACCCACGUCUCCGCAUGUGCAGAUCGUGAGCCGUGCGCAGUACUCGACGCCACGCACGCAGCAACAGCAACUGCAGCAGCCAAAUGCCUUUCCCCUCCCGCCGCUGGAGGUGAGUGAGGCGCGCACGUCGGAACACCCCGCCCCCUCGCCUGCGCUGACGCGUCGCGGCAGCAGUUUCCACGGCAGUGGCAACAGCAGCAGCAAUGGUGCCAGCUUUCAGCAGCCGCCCACGAACAACGAGUACGACUACCACAUCCUCCUGCGCAGUCUUUUCCACCACGAGCCGUACUACAAGGCUUUUGGGGCCAAUGAAAAGAAACGCUAA
Molecule: messenger RNA, 6572 nt
Organism: Leptomonas pyrrhocoris
Lineage: Eukaryota; Euglenozoa; Kinetoplastea; Trypanosomatida; Trypanosomatidae
Exons: 1
Coding region: 2064-6572 (1502 amino acids)
Molecular function (GO): protein binding
Source: RefSeq, a predicted model, not a curated record